GGUGUAAUGAAUAGAAUAUAGAGGGGGAUCCAAUCCGGUUUCAGCUAGUUUAUGUUCCGAUAGAACAUUUAUGCUAGCUACACGGUGUUCCAAGAUACUAUUUGAGUCUUACUGAACACGUACAACAGUGCAUUGUUAGCCUGUGCCGUGAUAAGGUUAAUUCUUUUCUCUGCCUUUAAAAGUAGCCAACAAGUUUAGCAGCCAUGCCGAAAAGAAACAAAGCCAACAAUGACACAGAAGUCGAGCCCAAGAGGAGGUCUUCAAGGCUCUCAGCAAAACCAGCGCCAAAGUCCCCUGAGCCAAAACCAAAGCAGAAGACUCCUGCCAAGCCUAAGAAGGUAAAGGAGGUGGUGGAGAAGGCGAAACCAGAGGAGAAGAAGGAAGAGGAGGUGGAGGAGGCUGAGCCAGAGGCAGAGGCGGAGGCACCAGCAGCAGAGGAAGAAGCACCUGCAGAGAACGGAGAGGCCAAGGCUGAAGAGGAGGAAGAGGAGGAGGAGGCACCGGCCGCAGAAGAGGAGGAAGCCGAAGCUGAGGCCGAACAGAAAGAAGAAGAGGAGGCCGCCGAAUAACGUCGCCACAAUUACUCGAGAGCUCCCCAUACCUCUUUUCUUCUUGUACAAUUCAGAGGACUAUUUUUAUCGACUAUUUUCUAAAAAAAGAGAGAAAAAAAAUGCAGGUUUUUUUUAGUAGUUCAGUAGAAACACAUUUUAUAGAAAGAAAAUACAAAAAAAAGAAAAUGCAUUAGAAGAGGGAUUCUGCCGAUUAUCCUGCUUUUUUUGUUUUGUUUUUUACAGCUCCUGAAUGGGACUGGUCAUUGAGUGAUAUGUGUUUCUCCUUCUUGUCAUUUCAUUUAUGUUGAACUCUGCAUUGUUUCAAAGAGGGGAGGGGAUGGAUUUUGGUUGCGGCAUAGAAGCAUGCAAUCAUACCAAUUCUGUGAGGAAUCAGUUUUGUUGACGGGGGAGUUUUUUUGCCUGAGAGACUAACAUUCCAUAGGCUUUAUGAGGGACUGUGUAUGUAACCUGUAUCGUAUGGGGAGAGGGGUGGGUUGUUAUACGAUAUUACGUUGUUUGUUUUGUUGUUUAUGAUUGGGUGGGCAGGGGUUGAUUGUUUGUAAGCUGUGCUCUAUGAAUCAUAACUCACAUUCACACUCAAGUCUACAGCUAUCAUUGAUCAUCCUGUUUCCUAGUACUGUAUCCCUCGUCAGACAUUGUGCAUAACACAUAACCAGUCUCCUGUUUGGUGAAACCAUUACGCUAGCAUCUGUACAGCUACCGUGCUUGACACAACAAACGGUCUUCAUGAUUUCUGUAUGCAGUAUGGAACGGUACACGACACGUCAAGGAUGACAAAAACGGAAUCAUGUUUUAGCCAAGCUAAUGACAUGAACAACAUUACAGUGUUAACUCUACAGGCUAUAGCUAUAACUGAUGAGCAAAAUGACUGUAUUUUCACUUGAACAUACCAGCAGUAGCAAUAUUUCCCCAAGGGUCUUACUAGGUUUGAAGUACAAAUGUACAGUUUCAUUUUUUUGUAGCUGUAUCUGUGUAAUAAUUGGUAUACGUGUACCAAUAAAAUGGUUGUAAUAUCC
This is a messenger RNA of Engraulis encrasicolus (European anchovy), 1588 nucleotides long. RefSeq names its product high mobility group nucleosome binding domain 1a (gene hmgn1a). Lineage: Eukaryota; Metazoa; Chordata; Actinopteri; Clupeiformes; Engraulidae. The record is from RefSeq and is a predicted model, not a curated record. Gene Ontology annotation, molecular function: nucleosomal DNA binding. Bases 204 to 569 code for a protein of 121 amino acids. The transcript is spliced from 6 exons. Gene Ontology annotation, cellular component: nucleus; chromatin.